This is a messenger RNA of Triticum turgidum subsp. durum (durum wheat), 2319 nucleotides long. Lineage: Eukaryota; Viridiplantae; Streptophyta; Magnoliopsida; Poales; Poaceae. The record is from the annotation of a GenBank genome assembly.
AUGGGAAAUGAGCUUGACGCUUUCUCAGAGGAGCUUCGACGGCGGCUAGAAGUAAGGAUUAUCAACAAGUAUGCCGUCGUUACGGCGUACGUCAGAAUUACCCUGAAAUCCAUCGGGGCCUUGCUGCUUUUGUGGGCCACCGUGGUCCUACUGGGCGGCUUCGUCUCGUCGAUGAAGAAGGACGAUUUUUGGUCUGUGACCAUCAUCGCAUUCGUGCAGGCUGCCGGGGUAUUCGAAGCAAUCGGAUUUGCUGGCAUGGAUUUAUAUUGGGAGACACAAGAUUUUUAUCAUAACGUUAAAUCUUGGUUACAAAAGUGUUGGUGUGUACUUAACCAGUUGCCUAUGAGACAAUGGUGGAAGAAACAAAUACAAAAGGUCGUGUCAGUUCUAAUAGUUAUCACUCUGUACGUGCGAGCUGUCCUAGUGUUGGGCCUCGCUGUUAGUGGACCAUGUGUUUGCUUACAUGCGUCGAGUCGUGCAACAAAUCAAGACUAUGGCAUCGCGGACGGGGAGGCAAUUAAAGCAAAUAUGAAGCGGGCGCUGAACUUAUUCUACAACGCAGUUUCUGCUCACAGCUUCAUAUCCGUAUUUUGGAUGCCGGCUCAAGCGUUGGCUAAUAAGUUGAUCGAGGAUAUUGUCAGCCGCCAACAUGGUUUCAGCCGCAAGGUAAUUCGUGCAUAUUUGCGCAAAACUAAAGACAUGUGUCUAAAGAACAAAACGUCUGCAACAAGCUGGAAUUUCAUCACAUAUGGUGCCGGCUUGCUGGAUUCCAGCUUACCAGAAGAAUAUGCGGCUGGAGGGAGGGUACUAACUAUGCUGAUUGAUAAGGAUAUACCAUCGCAGGUAAGACGGCUGCUGAUCAGGUCACCCAGACAAAGAAUACAGAAGCUGAUCGACACCCUUGCUUGGAGAAGCCCAGCCGACCAAGAGAUGACAUGGCUUGCAGCGAGAAUUGUGGAGCAUCUCGCUAGCGACCUCAACCUUGCUCACUUUCCAGGAGCAUUGGAAUGCAUAUCCUCCCUCUUCAAUCAAUUACCAGUUGUAUCUGGGCAAGGAACUAAGAACCUGGUAUUGCCAGGCUUGAGAAUUCUUGAGAACCUGGCUCAUGAUGAAGAUAACUGUAGAGCGAUAUACAACAGCAAGGGUCUUCUUUCCAAAAUAGUUGCGCCUCUCCGCUCCAAUGAAUUAGUACAAGAUAUCAAGAGCAGUGCUGCAUGGACCAAGGUAGUACACGGGUCACUGACAGUGGUGACGAAGCUCAUGUCAACUUGUGCAGGAGCCACUGGCAAAGAGAUGCGAGGCCUAAUUGCAGAUGAUAGUCAUGUGGUCGGAAACUUGGAGGCCGUCAUCGAUAUUAAGAGUGACAGCAGUAUCACAAGCCUGCAGGUGGGAGCUUUAACGGUUCUUAUACAAUCAGCAGUGCAUAAUCCAGCAAGUACUUUCACGGAAAGACUUAUUAAGAGGGCACUGCACAUCUUCAUUUCCACGGAUUGGACGGGAGAUUAUUUGAAUCAUGAUAAAAACAGGAUGAAAGAAGCUAAGAGAACUGCAAACCUGCUUAAGCAAAAUGCUGGUGGAGCAUUGGAAAUACUGUCCAGUCAUCCAGAGGCUAUCAAGAGCUUCACAGUAUGCGAUGAUGAUAUCCAUCGUCUUACUGAAUUGCUGGACUGCAAUAUUAAGAGCACUGAAUGCAAAAUAAGUGCAACAGAGACAGUGGAGAUAGAGAUCAGCAUUAGCUGUCGUAUUAGCGCAGCAGUCAUCUUGAAGCAUUUGAGCAAGUACGACAAGGAACCAACCUUACGGAAGGCACUCGAGCAAUUGUUUCCUAUACAACAAGAUGAACCUAUCAAGGACAGGACGCUGCAAGCAUUACUGUUAUCACUCGUCGUGGAGAUUUGUGAGAACAGCAAUAUUGAUCUUGCAGUAAUCUUACUUCAGCAGACGCCGUCGGAUUCCCUGGAAGACUUUGUGGUGAGUCUCAAGAAGAUGGUGGAGGACAACAUGUACGGCCCCGGUGAGUGCCUGGCGAUACAUAAACUCAGCUGCAGGAUGGUUACAGAACUCAUGAAGCAUGAUCGAAACAUCCAAGUGAUCGACAAGCGUAAUAUCGUUGGCACAUUAUUGGAGGCUUCAAAGGCAAUGGCCGAGCUUGAGAGCAGCAUGCUUUUUUCUGGGUUCAAUCAUUAUGACCGCUACGGGGUUCCUCUGAAGCCUCUUUUAUCUGUUCUCUCCAAAAAUACAGAAGAUCUUUUGACACAGAAGAAACAGGCCCUGGGCAUCUACACUGUGCCUGCCUCUGUACCAAUACCACUACCAUGA